AAUUAUGAGGGUAGAAAAUGUGAUUCCUUUAAAGCUGGAGAAGACAUACCCACUUACCGAACAGCAUUUACAUGUUGAAACCUCAAUUUAUUAACUUUAUCUAGGAACAUGUUAAGACAUACUUAAAGGAAUAUUCUUUAGAAAACGGAAAAAGAAAAAAAAACUUCGGGAAAAAGAGCUUAGUUCAGUUCACUGGAAGAGCAUCGAAUUUCAUGCGGAGGAUGUGCGUUACGCAAUCUGUUACUUUCACUGGAAGCAUUAAAGGGCUAUAAAAGGUUCUUAAACUCAGCUUCUUUACCAGCAAGCACUUGUGGUCUCCUGAAUUUCUUUCUUUCUUUAUUUAAAUGUUAAUUCAAUAACAAUGAACCACUCAGCUCUUGUCAUCACUUUUCUAACCUGUGCUCUCUUGGCAAUGACGGAAGGAGUUCCACGCCUGCAGCCUAGAUGCCUGUGUACAGAAACAAUGCAACGGGAAAUCUCUGAUCAAAGAAUUGUGAAAAUUGAGAUCCAUCAACCUGGUCCUCAUUGCAUAAAUACAGAAGUAAUCGCUACGGUGAAAUUCCACAAAGAAAUUACAUUGUGCCUCAAUCCUACAGACCACUGGGUUCAAAGAGCCCUCAAAAAAAGAAACCUGACACCUUAGAUUGCUUGUACAAUGAAGAUGAUCAAAGGAGAAGAACAGAAAAAAGAACUGAAAUGUCUCAACAGCUUAAAAUGUAAAAUCUUAAAUGUCACAUUUUUAUUUUUCUUCACUCAUUGUAUGAGUAAAUAAUUCUAGCAGUGUUUUUUAUUUUUUUAUAAAAAAAAAAUGUAUGCGUCUAAUAAAACCAAAAACAUUGUUAAUAUAAUUAAUAUCGUUUUUUUGAAAGUUUGUUGUUCACAUAUUUAUAGUUAUGUUAAAGUUUCAGACACUAAUAUUAACAAUGAAAGAACAUCUCUGGAAGAUAUGCAUCCGCUCUUGUACCUUUAAUGUGAUCUGACAUUGUCCAUUAAAUUACAUAAACCCUAAAAA
This is a messenger RNA of Tachysurus fulvidraco (yellow catfish), 1012 nucleotides long. RefSeq names its product permeability factor 2-like. Gene Ontology annotation, cellular component: extracellular region. The transcript has 4 exons. Bases 362 to 643 code for a protein of 93 amino acids. The record is from RefSeq and is a predicted model, not a curated record. Gene Ontology annotation, biological process: chemokine-mediated signaling pathway; cellular response to lipopolysaccharide; inflammatory response. Gene Ontology annotation, molecular function: CXCR chemokine receptor binding; chemokine activity. Lineage: Eukaryota; Metazoa; Chordata; Actinopteri; Siluriformes; Bagridae.